This is a messenger RNA of Anarrhichthys ocellatus (wolf-eel), 2970 nucleotides long. Its product is annotated as F-box only protein 15-like. The record is from RefSeq and is a predicted model, not a curated record. The transcript is spliced from 10 exons. Gene Ontology annotation, molecular function: protein binding. Lineage: Eukaryota; Metazoa; Chordata; Actinopteri; Perciformes; Anarhichadidae. Bases 223 to 1818 code for a protein of 531 amino acids. Gene Ontology annotation, cellular component: SCF ubiquitin ligase complex.
AAAUAUAAAACAGGCAGAAAAAUAGGGACUUUUUAAACUGUGGUAUUUUAGAUGAAUGAUUAAUAUUAAUUUAAUGGAGGAAUUAAAAAGUGAUAAAAUACUGUAAUUUAGACUAAACUAGACUGCCAUCUAGCGGUUUGGAUGCGCUAAAACCAAUUAGUUAUUUUCUUUAUUGUGAAAAACAAAGCUGACCGGAAGUCGGUAAGCUUGUCAAGUUUCAAGAUGGCGGCGGGACGAGGGGCGUUUUUACCGAGUUACCUGGAGGGUCUGAGGAGGAACCCCAACACGAACUGCGGCCAAACGGCUCCGGCGAGACCACUAACGUUUCGCAAACCGGGUCCGGGCGAAAGAGAGCCCGGGCCGGGUGGUAACAGUCAAACGGACGGAAAGAGGGGGAAGAACCAGCCAACGGCAGCGCCAUGUUCGUUUAGCGUGAACGGUUGCAGAUGGCCAGAAACCAGAAUAAAUGAAUAUAAAGCAGAUUUCCCCCAAAUGGUAACUCAAUCUGAAGAUAACUUAAUGGAAAGGCUACCGUCUGAGAUGCUACUAAAGAUUCUGUCGUACCUGGACGCCUCCUCGCUGUCCUGCAUCAGCCACGUCAGCAAAACCUUCCACCAGCUCGCCUACGAUGAUGUCAUAUGGCAUAAGAUUUACAUGUCAGAUUUUGGGAAUCCAACAUGGAGGCCACAGCCGGCGGCGGGUGACGCGGUGCUGGAGGUCGACUCGGUGCCGGUGGAACGUUGGUCGGCGGGUCACUGGAAGAAGAUGCACUUCAGGACCGCCACCGGACAGGAUGUGAACAAGUGGAGGAGAGAGAUGAGGGACGUCUGCCCGAUCACCGGUUUACCCCUGAGGACGGAGUGCGUCCUCAGGAACCUGAACGUGAGCUGGGAGCUGACGGUGUGUUGUUGUUCGGGGCUGGAGAUCACGAUGGAGCCGAGCAGAGUGUACUUCUUCGAGUCCUCCGCCAUCGUCCACUUCAGUGCAGAACACGUCCUCAGAUACAAUCAGAUCAGAACCAUCCAGCUGUACGGGGUCAGGAAGGAGACGCAGAAGAGCCCCAAAGCCAGGAGACCUGGAUGGCGUUCUCUGAUCUUGAACCUGGACUUGAGGACUUGUAAUGAUUGGCGCUUUGGGAACGAUAACCUGGUCAGAUUGAGGCAUCUACAGCCCGGCAUCACCAUCGCCACCUGGAGGGGUGAAGACACCAUCGCCUUCAUCAUGGUCACCCUUCACUUCCACAAGCUGCUGGAGAAAAGUCUGCUGGGAUCUCCAGUCUGCCCGUACGCCGAGCCAGUCGCCCUUCCUCCCGUGGAUAACUCGGACCCUGAGUUCGGUCUGCACGGCUACUUGCUGCACUUUGUCCUGCACAACACCGGCACCGAGAUCAUGUCGGGAAACUUCCGCCACCUCUGCUGUCGCAAAGAUCAGAUCCAGGACGGUCUGGUGGAGCUGAGGGUCAUCGACUUGAACAACUUGUCUGAGCACAGAUCGCUGUCGGGCAACAUCAAGCUGCCGUGGAAGAGCGAGUCCCUGGAGGGCUCAGUGGAGAACUGCUGCAUCAUGACUCUGACUCUGCUGGACGAGUUCCAGAAACCCUUCUGGUGCGUCAGCUCGUCCAUUUUCAUCUUGGGCACCAAGUGGCCGCUGAUCGUCGACUACGGCGGCGAGCACUUCCUGAUGCACUUCUACGACCCCGAGGGUCACGUGAAGAUGAAGCUGGUCUGGCUGGAGGAGCAGAAGCAGUUCUUCGUCGUCAGCCUCGUCCUCUACGUUCCUGUCGCCAAAGUCAACGAGCGCUUCAGCAGAGCGUACUGAAGCUGAACAUGUUUCACCGUCCUGAUCCAGCGACUGAGUUCUGCAGUUCACAACAAAUCCCGUCGUAGUUUAUGUCGAGCUUAUGCGGUUGCAGCUGCAUUCGUUCAUUUUUGUAUUUUGUUGACAAUGCAGGGCGUGUGUCACUGCUUUUGUUUCUAUUAAAUGUGAUUAUGUAAAUGUAUCAGUGACUGGAUCCUGGAAAAGCAUUCAGUGCCACAUUUCAUUUUGGAUUUCAGUUACAUAUUUUAGUUUGUUGUACAAAGAGCCAGUUACAUUCUGUGAGAAUGGAAAUAAAGAAGAUUUAUUCAUGAGUCUGAGGAGUUUGGAGUGUUUUUCAGGAGAAAAAUACACAUUUUAUUGAGGAAAAGCCUCUAAAAUGAGUUUAUUGUUAAUUUGUUACCGGUACAGGAAGUGUGUCACUGUUGUUUUUCUUUCUAUUACACUUGUUGAGUAAACGUAAAAAGUGCAAAAUGUAAUUUGCAAAUAAUAUCAGUGACGAGGAGAUAAAACAGACUAGAUAUACGUAUAUAUUGAAUUUCAGGAUUUACUCAUUUAUUAAUUUCAAAAACACAAACAAGAAUAAACUGCUUCUUAUAAUAUCUAUAAAUGGCAACAUUUACAAUGCUCAGAAAAUAGUGAAGAUCUUUGUAAGGAUCAUAAAUGUCAAUAAAACAGUGAGGUGCAAAUCCAAAAUGGCCAACUGAACAGAUCAAAUCAUGUCAAACAUUCAGAGCAUAUUGAUUAGUGUGAUUGUUGUAAACUUGCAUUGAUUUUCUUAUUGACAACUGUUGUAUUUUUAAACUAAUCUUACAGUGAACCACUGUAUUUAUAUCCCAGCUAUGUAUAUACAACAAUCUACAUUUACAUUUCAAAAUGGUCAGCUACAUAUUUCAUUGAAGUCUAUGGAGACAUUUAGUCCCAUUCUAUUUAUAACUUGGGCCUCGAACAUUUCCAUUUAAAAAUUCUUACUUCUGCACAUUUAUCAUCUGUACUAAAGCUCAUCUGACAUUCAUAUUUAAUCAGUUAUAUAAUGCAAUUCAUUGAAGUCUACUGCAGACUGUUUCAAAGCCUCCAUUUACAACACAUCUGUAUUUCAGUGGGCGCCCGUGGCUAAGUGGAGAGCAGGGCCGUCCUUCAAUCAGAGCAUCGGCG